AUGUUAACUAGGUCCCUAGGUACCUCUACCUACCAGUACCGCAUCUCUGUAGAACUUCAAUCCCUUGUAAUCAAGUGCACAAGCCUCGAUCACAGUUCACUUUCAGAGAUUCACAAGAGCCUCUCAGCGCCAUCCUAUUUCAGCAGUAUGACAACCUCAAUCUCAUCGAAGGUUCAAAAUCUGGAGCUGGUUGCAAACCCCACCGAUGAGGACCAUAACAGCAACAAACCAUCACAGACUACGGUUGAAGGUCUCGUCGAGCGGGGCAAGUUGCUACACGCAGAAGUAGAAACGUAUGUGGCCGCAGUCCUGGAAAAGCAAAGGGUAGGGAAAGUCUACAAUCCAGUCGAGUAUCGAAAUCUGCGCAACGAUAUGCGCAACGAGCUAGCUUUCCUCAAGAAGCUAAUAAGUACGAACCUGGAUGAGGAGAAGGCCCGGCACUACAUCGUAUCGUCAAAUCUACUCUACUAUGAGGCACUCUGGAGUGCAGCAAAACGAUCCUCUGGCCUACAAAGUUUCCGCAAAUAUUUCUUCUGGGAUAGGCACAAGGCUCCUGGAGGCAAAAAUACGAUGAAGGGACUGAGCCUGAAGAAAGGCAGCCAGCAGAAAGGGAAGACUGCAGCACUCGUCGACAUAGUAGCAGAAGAGGGAAUGGAGUGGAUCCGAGUCUCAACUGUUUCGGAGAAACGGAUCCUGUUCGAUCUUGCAAAGCUGGGCUGGAUGAACGACUCCGACUCUGAUGACGAGGUUUCCGAUAUUAGGCCAAGUGUCGACGAAGAAGAGGAUGACGAGGAUCAAAUCGAUGUGGUGAGGAACGCACGCGAUUUAGCACGAGCUGCGAAAGCGAACCCAAUCCGCGGUCGGCCACCAAGAGUGCGAUUCGUUCUGACCAGAAUCGAGUCUGGGAAGAUGGAAGCCAUUGAUAUGAUCAUCAACAAGAUUCGGGCCACAGGUGCGGUUGUACAGUGUGCUAAGGACAUUCCAGCCGCAGUACCGUUGCAGUCGGUUCUCACUCAACUACUAGUCGACCGAUCACGAGCGAUAUCCCAGACAGUGAACAUUGAUUGCACCAUACUACUAGCUCUGAUAUCUGAUAUCUCUCACAAAGAGUGCCCCAUCCUGGACUGGUACCCUGGCGAAGUGCGAGCUCAAAUAAAAGAGGAAGCUGAGGAGCAUCUGUUGCCAACACGUCUCUAUCCAGCAAUCGCUUCACAUCCAAUGGUGUGCACUAGAGAGGCUGCUGAUCAAAUGAACUUGAUAGUGGAGACCCUAGCUACGGAUACCGAGAAACUUCGAGCGAAUCUCCUGUUGGCACAAGGUGAUCGCCAGGGACGUACAUCUGAAGAGCUCGUGGCAGAAUGGGUAUCUUUGUCAGAUCACAGUAUUCCCGAAGGCUUUCAACUGCCUAUAGAAGUCAAGUCGGUCGAUCUAGAUCACAUUACAAAUAGCCUUCCUACGGUAGCUGAAAAGGUUGCAAAAGAACUGGGCACACUGAACAAAUCCAUUUUUCUCUAUGGAUGGGCAGAAAGUCUCACAACUCUGAGUGCCAAUCGUGGUAGAGCGCGUCAAAUAGAGACUAUCAUUAAUGAGCAUGGAUUGGAGGAUGGUGAAGCUGGCCCACACAUCUGGCUAUGCGAACCGAUUGGAAAUUUGCUCUCAACCAGUGAUCAAGGCACCGAUAUCAAAUACUCUCGUUGUCGCCUACCAUGGAAAAAAUACCUCAAGACUAUUUAG
Molecule: messenger RNA, 1734 nt
Organism: Plenodomus lingam JN3
Lineage: Eukaryota; Fungi; Ascomycota; Dothideomycetes; Pleosporales; Leptosphaeriaceae
Source: RefSeq, a predicted model, not a curated record